Microthlaspi erraticum is the source of this 972-nucleotide messenger RNA. The record is from the annotation of a GenBank genome assembly. Lineage: Eukaryota; Viridiplantae; Streptophyta; Magnoliopsida; Brassicales; Brassicaceae.
AUGGCUGGAGGUGGAAACAAGAGAGACGAAGGACCGAUUAAGAUCCAGAGCACUAACUUGUUUGCUGCGUUGGACACUCGCAAGAAGAAGAAGAAGACUACUGAUAAGGCAGGUAAAGGCAAAGGGUCUUCUAAGUCGUCCCAAGCUACACAGAAGGAGCCUGAGCCACAGGUUUUCUGGGCACCUACGCCGUUGAAAGUUAAGUCUUGGGCUGAUAUUGAUGAUGAUGAUGAAGAUGAUGACUACUACGCCACCACUGUUCCUCUACAGUCUGGCUGGGGUACUUCUGAGCCGUCACAUGUUGAUGCAAAAGACACUCACGUUGAGGAGAGUGAAAGUGAGGAAGAUAUUCUUGAUGAAGGUGAUGAUGAUGCGGAGGAAGAGCAUGAGCAGGAAACAGAGGUGCAGGUUCAUCCAGAACCAGAGCCUGAGGUGAAGAAAGCUCCUGAGGUUCCUGCGCCUCCUAAAGAGGCAGAGAGGCAACUUUCCAAGAAAGAGAAGAAAAAGAAGGAACUUGCUGAGCUUGAGGCUCUGUUAGCAGAUUUUGGAGUUGCCCCUAAGGAGACUAAUGGCCAAGAGGACUCUCAAGAGGCUAAACAAGAAAAGAAGGAAGACGCCAAUGGAGAGGGAGAGAAGAAAGAGAAUGCAGCAGGUGGGGAGUCAAAGGCAUCAAAGAAGAAGAAAAAGAAGGAUAAGCAAAAGGAAGCAAAAGAAUCUCAAGAGCAACAAGCUAACAGCAACCCUGAUGCCACAGUUGAAGCUGCUGCUGGGUCUGAACCGACAGAGGAAGAAUCUGCAAUGGAUAUGAAAGAGAGGCUGAAAAAGUUUGCAUCCAUGAAGAAGAAGAAAUCAAGCAAAGAGAUUGAUGCUGCUGCGAAAACCGCUGCGCAGGAGGCAGCUGCAAGGCGUGCGAAGCUGGCGGCUGCAAAGAAGAAGGAGAAGAACCACUAUAACCAACAGCCUGUGCGGUAA